AUGGCGAAGCACGGCCCCUCCCAAGCAGAGGACGACCCCGUCGCCAGCAACAACAGCAUAGCCAUACACCCGAGCCUAAGAGCACACCCCCUGCUGGCGAGCUAUCCACGCCUCGCCGCCCCCCUAGUCCCACCGCUCGCGGACGACGUGCUAGUCGACCUCCUCGACUUCACGUAUGCCGUGGAGCGAGCGAAUUCUUCGACGCGGGAGGAGCGCCUCGCGGCCGCGCGGCUCAAGGCGCGCGCCAUGGCGCACGACGACGAGGACGGACUGCUGGCCCGCCUGUGCGCGAUCGAGCGCUCCCUCGCGGCCGACAAGCGCUGGCGCGACGCCUAUGAGGCGCGUAGGUCAAACUACAGCCGCUACCUCUCGGGCGAGGAGUGGGCGGCCGUGCAGCCCGCGGACCGCGACGACGCGCCGCCGAUCGCCGUGACGUCGUACAAGGUCCUCGACGCGCUCGACGCCCCCGACCUGCUCCGCCUGUGCGAGUACUACGGCUUCCAGCCCGCCGCCGACACGAGCAAGGCCCGCCUCUGCGCCAUUGUCGCGUACGAGAUUGGCGUGCCGGUGCUCGACCUCCCGCCGCUUGCGCGCUUUGUGGCGCCGGGGCUUGGGGGUCCUCCGGCUGAGGACGCUGAGGCGGAGGAGGCUGAGGCGGAGAAGAGCGCGCUUAAGAAGCGUACCAAGAGGGGAUAA
Vanrija pseudolonga is the source of this 696-nucleotide messenger RNA. RefSeq lists its product as uncharacterized. Bases 1 to 696 code for a protein of 231 amino acids. The transcript is spliced from 3 exons. The record is from RefSeq and is a predicted model, not a curated record. Lineage: Eukaryota; Fungi; Basidiomycota; Tremellomycetes; Trichosporonales; Trichosporonaceae.